CCGGUAAUGAACCCUCUGGCUGACCCCACAAACAUGUGGGGAGAGUCCCCAGAUUCUCCAACUGUCCACCAUCUCCAACGUCAUUUUGGGGUGAAUUGAGGCCUGUGAAUGGCUCGCAAAAGCCUUGAUCUGAUGCGGGGAACACGGAGCCGGCAUCCAAGUCUGGUCAGAAUGGCUGGCAACUCUCACGAUGUUGGAAACCCCGCAUGCGAUGUUGCAUGUGUCUAGUCGAAUGAAGCGAAGAUCCUGCACUAGCGAGGGUACAGAAUUAUCAAUAAAGAUCGCUGGUUCCCCCGGACGACAUGGCAUUGCGAUCCGAGUGAUCUCUGUGUCUACGCCAUUGGAUAUUCGAGGUGACCAGUCAAGAUGAAGUCAUUCGCUCAAACGGCGCUCCUAGCGUCUGUAGCCUCAUGCGUUUCUGCAUCGUUGCUGCCAAUCGCUCCUGUUCUACCUGGCCGCCAUGAACCAAGAUGGCAGACGCAUGUCAUGCCUCGAGCCGAUAAUACAUCCACGAACGCAUGGCCCUAUGGCCCCUUCAAUACCCAAGGGCGUGACAUCGUGAACAGCAAAGGCGAGGCCGUUACCUGGGCUGGUGUAAAUUGGCCCAUGAGCGGGGAGACGAUGAUUCCGGAAGGCCUCGAGUGGAAAUCUGCCGAGGACAUUUUGGAAGACAUCAAGAGUGUUGGGUGGAACUUUGUUCGCAUGGGCUAUGCGAUUGAGAUGGUCGACGACAUAUACCUGAGAGAUGGUGAAGAUGUACCGCUCGAAGUUUCCCUGAUCCUAGCACUCGGGUACGAAAACGGAACAAGGGCGACCAAGAACAUUGUAGCCAACAACCCCAGCUGGACACCUCAGACCGGAAGAUUCGAGAUCUGGUCAGAUAUUGCGAAGAUUGCUUUGGAAAAGGGCAUCUUCAUCCACCCUGACGUGCACAUUGGCAAGGCCAUGUGGUGCUGCUCGCACUACGAUGGCGGCGCCUGGUUUGACGACUACAACUUCAAAGUGACCAACUGGAAGCGUGGACUUUCCUACGUCGCCGACUGGGCCAAAGACCACCCGAACGUCGUCUCGAUGUCUCUGCGUAAUGAGCUGCGCGCAUCGUGGAAUGUUACGGACCUUUACUACAAUUGGAACACCUUGGUCGGCAACAUGAGCGCAGCCGCAGGUGCUAUCCAUGAGACUAACCCCGACAUCUUGAUCACCUGGUCCGGCAUGCAAUUCGACGAGGAUUUGUCUGCUCUCACCACCAAGAAGAACAUCCUCACUGCACCUUGCUACCAAUGCGAUGCCGUUCGCGAUGCUCUACGUCGCGAGCCCGUCUACUUCGAUCUUGACAGCUACCCGUUUGCUGAUAAGAUCGUCUGGGAAUUGCACUUGUACCCAAUGUCCAACGACCUUGAUACCGGCGACUGCGCUAUCGUUGAGGCCGGCCUCUAUCGAAACGGAUUCAACGCCCUUGGAAUUGAUCCCCCUCCGGCGUGCAACAUCACGAACGACUGCCCACCGGCUCAGCGUCUUACUCCAGUGAUCUUCUCCGAGUUCGGACACGCUCAAGAUUCUACAUUAUACAACGACACCCUGCAGAACUGUAUGCAGGAGUACACCAAGAAACAUAGCGUGAGCUGGAUGAUGUGGGCCUACGCUGGUAGCUACCGGAUCAGAAGUGGUGCGCAGGGGGUUGGCGACACCUGGGGUUUGACCAGCUUCGACUUCAGCGGUUGGAGGGACCCUGACACCAUCGAAAACUAUUGGAAGCCAUGGGUUGCGGCCAUGAAUGUUACCACCAUCUCCUAAUUACGAGUAGCUAAACACUGAUCUAGCAUAAUCAUAAUCAAAACAUUGAUAGUUACGCCAAGUGACCAUCGACCGUUCCCUUUUCAGGACGUCAUAAUCCCGCGAUAGAUAGCCCUACAGAUAUAUGUAUCACAGCCGCGUACCGCUCAAGGUGUCGAG
Truncatella angustata is the source of this 1953-nucleotide messenger RNA. RefSeq names its product beta-1,6-galactanase. Lineage: Eukaryota; Fungi; Ascomycota; Sordariomycetes; Amphisphaeriales; Sporocadaceae. The transcript has 3 exons. The record is from RefSeq and is a predicted model, not a curated record. Bases 367 to 1794 code for a protein of 475 amino acids.